AUGGUUGACGUUGCACUUGCAUCUCCACUCCAUUGAACUCUUCCAGUUGAAACUUGUCCACACCUUGUCCACACACCUUUCCUUUGAUUUUGAUAAGACAUGUUCAUAUUCCAUUUUCAAACCAACAAAAAAUUAAAAUAAAUCAAAAUUGAAGAUUUUAGUAUCAUCAUCAAUCCCCCCUAAAAAACAUGUCUGUAACAUCUUCAUUCCCAUGCAUCAAAAUCCCAACUCAUUCCUCUUCAUCUUCAUGUGCAUCUUCAUCAACUUCAACCUAUUCUUUUAGAUUCUCUUCUUCCAAGCUUUAUGCUGUUACUGUAAGGAAUUCUAAGAGUGAAGGGCCUUUGAGAAGACCAAUGGCUCCUUCUGUGAAAGAACCAUCUAAUGUUCCUCAGCCUUUGAAACCCUCACCUCCUUCUCAGCCUCCACCACAGCCUCAGAAUGUGGCUUCUGUUGUUGGAAAUGAUAAAAGUGUUGUUACUUUAGAGUUUCAGAGGCAAAAGGCUAAGGAAUUGCAAGAAUACUUCAAAAAGAAGAAGCUUGAAGAUGCAAAUCAGGGUCCCUUUUUUGGAUUCAUUGCCAAAAAUGAGAUUAGCAAUGGAAGAUGGGCAAUGUUUGGUUUUGCUGUUGGGUUGUUAACCGAGUUUGCAACCGGCUCAGACUUUGUCGAUCAAAUGAAGAUCCUUCUCUCGAAUUUUGGGAUACUAGAUUUGGAAUGAAUAACUUUAUAUAUAGAUACACUGUCAAUAGUUUCUUGUUGCUUUUCAAUAUGUAAACAACGUUUAUCAAUUUGUUUCAUCUUCAUAUGUAGCAAGCAAGCUUGCUUGCUUUAUUAUGAAAUUACAAUAAUGUGAUUUUCCUUUUCUAUGGUUCAAAACUCUUAAUAUAGAUAUGGUAAGCUUUUUUAA
Cicer arietinum (chickpea) is the source of this 905-nucleotide messenger RNA. RefSeq names its product light-harvesting complex-like protein OHP2, chloroplastic. Gene Ontology annotation, cellular component: chloroplast thylakoid membrane. NCBI's taxonomy places the organism in Eukaryota, Viridiplantae, Streptophyta, Magnoliopsida, Fabales, Fabaceae. The record is from RefSeq and is a predicted model, not a curated record.